Messenger RNA from Punica granatum (pomegranate), 1584 nucleotides. The record is from RefSeq and is a predicted model, not a curated record. NCBI's taxonomy places the organism in Eukaryota, Viridiplantae, Streptophyta, Magnoliopsida, Myrtales, Lythraceae.
GCCCCGACAAUUUUCCUUGAUUCCCUUCCGAUUCACCUCAAAGACUUUCCCUGGCAGAGUUCGUCGUCUCUUUCCAUCCUUCCUUCCCUCUCUAGCUCCCUAGGGUUUAUCCUCCUCCUCCUCCUCCUCUCGUUGCAGAAGCCCUCAUCGCCACUUCAUGCUCCCGAUAACCCCCCUCCUCAUCUUCGCCGGAUUCGUUUGAUUGUCCCCCUGUAGUUCGAUCUCCUACUUUGUUUACCUAUCGCUGUUCGAAUUUCGGGGGUCUGGGGUUUCUUCUCCGAGAGAUAUGUACAUAUCAUCCUCACCGCACGUCGUCUCUAUCAUGCUAUGUGAGAAUCUCCGCGUCUUCGGCCCUGGUUUGAAUCCGUUCUCUCCGUAUUGCGUCGCCCAUCACUGCACUGUCGCCGGUUCUUCCCGCUAAUUGCGAAGCACCCCUUCCUUUGCCUCUUCUGUUUGAUCAUCGGUUCGGAUUGGUGUCAGAGGAUCAUGUAAAUUCGUGGUCUUGGUCGAUUAGUUGUGGUUACUUCUCGAGAAUCUAUCCGCCUUUGCAGACUCUGGUGUUCUUCUUCAUAAGGAUUGGUUGAUCGAGCUGCUGCCUUCUAGGGCUAUAGGGAUUUCGGGCACAUCGAUUGUUAUAGUAUCGAUUCCAAUAUUUGGAUAUGAUAAUUAUGCCGCAAGAGGAUAUUCGUCCGUUACGGAGGAGCCUUUCGCUGACGAGAAGGCGCUUGCUUAGGAGCGGGUCUGAUAGGGAUGACAGGGGAUGGACUCUGCUGCAUAUCGUCGCCCGAAGAGGCGAUCUGAAACAGGUUAAGCGCCUGCUUGAUGAAGGAAUGGAUGUGAAUGUCCCUGCAUGGGGCCCCAAAUCGAAAGGUUUUACACCUCUCCACCUUGCCGCUGAGGGUGGUCAUCUCGAGGUCAUGGAUGAAUUACUUGAGCGUGGUGCGAACAUUGAUGCUAGAACUAAGGGUGCCUGUGGCUGGACGCCGCUCCACAGUGCAGCUAAAGAGAGGAAAAGGGAAGCUGUCAAGUUCCUGGUAGAGAAUGGGGCCUUCCUGCCUGAGGACAUGAAUGAUUGUAGAUUUAACCCGCCACUGCACUACUGCUCGGGUCUCGAAUGGGCUUACGAGGAGAUGAAGCGUCUUCAGCUGGAGAACUCAUCUUCAAGCGAGGUCUCCUCCAGCUCUGAGAGCUAAAUGGCUUUUGCAAGCUCCUCUACACUUCCUCGCCUGGUGUCUUUAAAGAUUACACAUCCCGAAGACCUGUUCAUCUGCUUCUAUCUUGUCCAAGUCAUCUUGCAAUAUAUUUCCUUGUUGAGCGUCCGGUCUCCCGUCGUAGCUGAGUUGAGUCUAAGCAGUUCUGUCGUACAACUCGUGUCAUAAGUCCAUGUCAUGUCAGAUACCUUGAAGAGUUGGCGGCCUUGUUAUUAGAAUCAUAUCAGUGACCCAUAUGGGAUGGGUUCAGUGUUGGAUGAAUGUAUCAAGCCAUGUAUUUACAUCUUCAGACACUGAUCUUACUCGUUAACGAGUCAUGACGUUAAUCCGCCUACUUAAUUUAUGAAUGGCAAUGGUAAUUAUGCCAUUCUAA